GAUGCUCUCUUUUUUCUGUACUUUCUCUCUCCACAAGCUGUAAGGACACAGUUGCCGCAUUGAGCGAUGAAAUAAAGCGAAGAUGCCAACAAUCAAUUGUCGUACAUCGCUAAUCAGAUGUCUGUUGACAAUAUACUGGCCGCUUGUAAUUAGUGGCUUCGUACAGCAGAAAUCAAUACAUUCCCACCGAUCCCGAUGCUCGCAGUCGCUUCCGUCUACAGAUAUCCAUGCCACCUCCAAUCUUCAAUAUGAUGCGACACUCUCUGAACAGCCUUUUUCGGAACUAUACGACGGGCAACUACCCGACUGGUUACUGGAUAAUUGCAAGGAUAAUGGAUUUGAAUUUCCUACCUUAAUCCAACAGAGAGCCUUAGAUUCUUUCUUUGACGAUGAUCCGAACUCAAUGGUUAUACAGGCACAAACUGGAAGUGGCAAAACUUUGACUUACCUAUUGCCAUUGCUCUCUAAGCUAGAGAAUCGAGCCUCGGUCCAAGCAAUGAUUGUUGUUCCGACAAGAGAGUUGGGAUUGCAGGUUGCAACAGUUGCAAAAAGACUUGUUGCACGCCGAUUCAUGGUCAUGAGCUUGUUACAAGGGAGUCAGCUAAAAAGACAGAGAGCUUGGGCUUGGGCAGAGACACCUCAAGUUGUCAUAGGAACACCGACAGAACUCUUGGAUAUGGUACAAUAUGCUGGACUACCUCGAAUAAGUAGCAUCAAGACUGUCGUCGUAGAUGAGGUUGAUGCUUGUCUAGUGCAUCAAUCAGGGACCUCUCUUCAAGGAAGUAAUAUCAAAGGCAAUUCUGAUGCCCGGACUUUAUCGUCAUCACUCCAUGUUCUUCUUUCUAAGUUUUUGAGCCCAACAUAUGCGGAUGACGGGGAUAUAGACGAAGAUGAUGUUAUUGUCAUCGCUGAUGAUUCAAACAAGAAACGAAAACGCAAGUUUCGACAUAGACAGACCAUCUUUUGUUCCGCAACCAUACCACAGCAUCGAUACUUCCUCAAACAGUGCAAAUCAAAUCAGUGGACGCUGGAAGAACCUGUAUAUGUUUGUACAAGUCCAGGAGAAGCCCUACCACCUACAUUAAAWCACGCCUACAUGGUUUGUCAAUCUAAAACGAAAAAGAUGGGGACAUUGAGAAACCUUCUCAAAAAACUAAAUUCACCGACGAAUAAAGUCAUGAUAUUUGUUGACUCGACUCGACCUUUAGAUUCAAUCGGGAAGAAUCUUUCCGACAAUUUAGAUGAGGGUAUUUUGUAUGAAGAUAGGAAGACAAUCCUUGAUGACAUCGAAUCGAAACCAGUUGUGUCUAUUUUACAUUACGAUGAUUCACUGUCCCAACGAGCUGGUGCGACAAAAGCUUUCACAGAAGGAUCAGAUUUUCGGGUUAUGGUCACAACGGAUUUAGCAGCACGUGGAUUGGAUAUACUUGGAGUCUCGCACAUCAUUCAUUUCGACCUACCUCCGGAUGCGGACACGUAUCUCCAUCGAUCGGGACGAGCCGGACGUCUUGGGAAAAAGGGACAGGUCAUUUCAAUUUUGUCCGACGACCAAGAAUUUGUUCUGAAACGAUUGAUGAAUGCGCUUAAUGUGGAUGCAAAGUGUGUGGGAAGACAAAAAGCCAAGAAGAACUCAUCAUAGCUUUCGAAGAAGAAUUUGUAUUCGAUGCAUCCUUAUGAUGGAAAUUCGAAAAUCUCUGAUGGUGUGGUCUUGCUGGGCUUCAAUGAAAUCGACGAAGAUACUUGAUCACUCGUUAACAACGGAUUUGGCUCAAAUUUUGGAAAGCCAGACUACUCUAUUUUGUCACAACGUUGGUUUGACUACUAGCAGUUCUUAACGUUUAGAUUUGAAAAUAAAUGUGAUUAGCUGCA
Messenger RNA from Pseudo-nitzschia multistriata, 1869 nucleotides. The record is from the annotation of a GenBank genome assembly. Lineage: Eukaryota; Bacillariophyta; Bacillariophyceae; Bacillariales; Bacillariaceae.